Messenger RNA from Thamnophis sirtalis, 3781 nucleotides. The record is from RefSeq and is a predicted model, not a curated record. NCBI's taxonomy places the organism in Eukaryota, Metazoa, Chordata, Lepidosauria, Squamata, Natricidae.
UCUAAAAAGAGGGUUGUGGACUUGUUUUGUUUUUAUUAUUAAUACAGGAGUCACUUUUCAGAAGAAUAGGAACUCCACAUUUUCACAAUUAACAAGGAAACCUGAUAUGAAGCCACAGAGACUGCGUGAUGAGAUGUUUCCUAAGUACUUCCUUUUGUUAUUUGGAGCUCUGCUGCUCCUGUUUACAACAGCAUUUUCUCUCCGAUGUACCAAAUACAAUGUAAAAACAUGUCAGGACUGCAUUGAGUCUGGCCCUGGCUGUGCUUGGUGCAAGAAACGGAAUUUCACAAAAGCAGGGGAACCAGAUUCAGUUCGAUGUGACACAAAGCAGCAGCUCCUUGAGAAGGGAUGUGAAGGAAAUAUUAUUUUCCCAGAAAACUUUAUUGACCCAGUUUCUUCUGCUCAAUCAAACACAAAGAAACAAAUCUACCCAGAGGUGGUGCGAUUGCAUCUAAGACCAGAACAACCUGCUGUUUUUAAUGUGACAUUCCAGCGUGGAGAAGAUUACCCAAUAGAUCUCUAUUAUUUGAUGGACCUCUCAUUCUCUAUGGCUGAUGAUCUGCAAACAGUGAAGAAAUUAGGAGGAGAUCUCCUUAAAGCUCUCCAGGGUAUUACCAAACGAGCUCGGAUAGGUUUUGGUGCCUUUGUGGAUAAGACUGUCUUGCCAUUUGUAAACACCCAUCCAAAGAAGCUCCAGAAUCCAUGCCCAACCACAGAAAUCAAGUGCCAGCCACCAUUUGCUUUUAGGCAUGUGCUUAGCCUCACUGAUGAUGUACAGAGUUUUCAAGAAGAAGUAGGGAAGCAGAACAUAUCAGGGAAUCUUGAUGCGCCAGAAGGAGGACUUGAUGCCAUGAUGCAGGCUGCUGUCUGUGAGAAUAUAAUUGGCUGGAAGAAUGUGACUCGCUUAUUGGUCUACACAACAGAUGAUGGUUUUCAUUUUGCUGGGGAUGGUAAGCUUGGAGCCAUCUUAACACCUUUUGAUGGACAAUGUCACUUGGAAGACAAUAUGUACAAAAAAAGCAACGAAUAUGAUUAUCCUUCUGUUGGUCAGUUGAUACAAAAACUUAAAGAAAAGAAAAUCCAGCCCAUUUUCGCUGUUACCAGAAGAGUCUAUGAUACAUAUGAAAUUACCUUCCAAGUGCAAAUUACAGCAACAUCGUGCAUUAAAAAUCAGACUUUUACUCUGCAGCCCCUUGGUUUCACAGACUUGACCACUGUACAUAUAUACAGUCGGUGCAACUGUGAAUGUGACGAGGAGUUACCAAAUGAAUCUGAUUGCAAUGGACAGGGGAAUAUAAACUGUGGGAUUUGCAGGUGCAAUGCUGGCUAUGUUGGAAAGAAUUGUGAUUGUAAAACUGGAGGUAAAACCAGCAAGGAACUGGAAAAAAGUUGUCGAAAGGACAAUUCUUCAGUCAUUUGUUCUGGCUUGGGAGAUUGUGUAUGUGGACAAUGUAUUUGCCAUACUAUGGCAGAUACCCAGAAGCAUAUUUAUGGUCCCUUCUGUGAAUGUGAUAACAUAAACUGUGAACUUCACAAUGGUCAAGUGUGUGGAGGGAAAGAUAGAGGUUCUUGUGACUGUGGGAAAUGUAAGUGUACUGCACAAUAUGAUGGCACUGCCUGUCAGUGCCAAUCUUCAACAGAAAAAUGCAAGAAUAAGAAUGGGAACGUGUGCAGUCUCCGUGGGCAAUGUCAGUGCAAUACAUGCAAGUGUAAUGGACGCUAUCAGCCCCCUCUCUGUGAGGAGUGCCCAAGUUGCCCAUCUCCCUGUGCCAGAUAUAUUUCUUGUGUUGAAUGUCUUGCUUUUGGGAGUGGUCCAUUUCAGAAGAAUUGCUCUGAUAGUUGUUCAAAUAUUACUCUUGAAAGUGAAGCGCAACCAAAAAGUAUACACUGCAGGGAUAAGGAUUCAGAGAAUUGCUGGAUCUCUUACACAAUGCUUCCUACUGACGGAGAAGAGCACUAUUCUAUUACAGUCAAUCGUGAGAAAGAAUGUCCCCAACCGCCAAACAUUGCAGCCAUAGUGGGGGGCACUAUAGCUGGAGUGGCUCUUAUUGGGCUCCUCAUUCUCCUGGCCUGGCGGCUAGUGGCAGAGUUGUUUGAUCGCAGAGAAUAUCACAGAUUUGAGAAGGAAAAAUCCAAGGCCAAAUGGAAUGAGGCUGACAAUCCUCUUUUCAAGAGUGCCACUACCACUGUCGUGAACCCCAGAUUUAAUGGCCAAUGAAAUGAAACUUCAGCAACAAUGCAAAGCACAAAGGAACUCUUCAGCAGAAAAACAGAAGAUGAAUCCAUUUGCUUUUCUUAAAUCAAUCGUUAUUGCCAUAUAAUAUUAGUUAUUUUUGAGAAAACCAUUCUGUGGGCUUUGCAACAUGAUUCUAUUCUAUUUUUUAAAAAAAGCGUAAGCAUCAGAGAACUUUACUACAUAUCUCAGAUGAAGCACUCAGAACAACUAGGCGUCUUGCAUUCAUCAUCCACACAAACUGUAGAAAUUUGAAUUUUCAUAUCUGAAAUUACCUAAAACUACUAUAUUACUAUACAGUAUGUAAAUAAAAUUGUCAACUGCCACUCAGGGAGUUCUUUUAAUUAGCAAUUUUGCUGUUUAUGAGGCCUAUUUUAAGGUGAGGUACAUAGUGAGAAGGUAAUGAGUUUUUACCACAAACUGGCAAUUUUUCCAAGUAAGCACUAUGUUGAAUUCAAAACAUCAGUGCAGAGCAGCCAAUCAGCAUUCAGUCCCUUUGCUUUAAAUUGCUGAGUUUACUACUUCAGAGGGCUUUCAGCACUUAACACAUUUUUAGUAUUUCUCUUUCCAUACAUAUCGCCUAUAUGUACCUAUGUGUAUGCUUGUCUUUUGGUUUACAAAACCAGAUGAGUAGUCAGAAAAUAUUGGGGUAUUUUUUGGAGGGGGAUAUUUGACCAUUGUGGAAGAGCCUCAAAUGGGUUUGGCUCAUCCAUGAUUGUAGGUCAACAAGCUUUGUGAGGUCUUGUCCAGCAAACCCAAAAUUUUGUUUCUGGUUGUAAGGGAUAAGUCUGAAGCUAUUAUCAAAUGAAUUGGAAAAUCUAUAAAGACUUUUAUUCACUUGAUGCUAUAUCAGGGAUCUGAUGAUCUGGUAACUUUGAGGAGCAGAUUAUGAACUGAGGAUGAGAUUCCUUGUGCCAGAUGUCCUGUCUGGAUAUCAAUCAGCCAUCAAAGCCCCAGUAGUAGGAUUAUUUUAAACAAUAACAUAUUGGUAAAAAUGUACUUGCAUUUCUCUUCCACUGUUCAGAAUGUCUUGUCAGUCAAGAAAAAUGAGUUUUUCCAAAAGUAUUAUCCAGUGAGUGAUAAGACUGAGUGGUAACUUCCACUUUCCAGUUUAAACUUAAUAACUAUAUCAACUGAUGAAUCCUUCUACUGAAAAAAUACUGACAAGUCCACAAAUUAUAUUCAGAUAGCUUUCUUUGGGCUGUUAAUUAGCUCUAUAUUCAAAGAACACGCUAAGUCAUAAAUCAGGCAAACCAUUGGCAGGCGUGAGAUCCACAAGAAAAUAUGAUUUAUCAUGGAUGGUGGAUGGCUGGAGUUUGAAACUCCCCAAAACUUUUGCUGCGGGCUGGUCACCGGCUGGCUAGAUAUUAUGAUUUAUGAGAUGCAUGAACAGAGUUUUAUCCUGGUUUACCAAUUGCAUUAAACCAUUUUUACUAGUUUGGUUACAUUGGUUAAGUCCAUAGGAUAUAAGCAAGUGCAAAGCCAAGCUGUCAGCCUUGGCUUUGCUUGCUUGCUUUUGGCUGCCAUGGAAACGGGGAGGGGGCAUGG